Messenger RNA from Pristis pectinata (smalltooth sawfish), 5399 nucleotides. It is a transcript of the gene sirt1, whose product is annotated as sirtuin 1. The record is from RefSeq and is a predicted model, not a curated record. Gene Ontology annotation, molecular function: NAD+ binding. Lineage: Eukaryota; Metazoa; Chordata; Chondrichthyes; Rhinopristiformes; Pristidae. Bases 312 to 2126 code for a protein of 604 amino acids. The transcript is spliced from 10 exons.
CUGGACUCCCAACUUGCAGUGAGAGCGAUUUUCGAGGGGGGUGUGAAAUGUCCCAGGAAACUUCACGGAGCGCCUCUUCAGAAUUGAACGUGUGUUCGGCCGGGUAAUGAAACGUUUGGUUAGAGAGAUGUGGUUGUUGAUGGAAACAGUAGCCAGCAUUUAUUGUCCAUCCCUAAUUGCCCUUGAACUGUGUGGCUUGCUAGAUGAUUUCGGAGCGCAUUUAGGAGUCAACCCACAUUUGGUGUAUCUCGAGUUAGACUGGACCAGAUGGCUUAUCUGUGGGACAUGCAUUAAAUGCUGCUCCUGAGGAAAUGAUUCCAAAUGGGAUUCGUUCGUGGGAAAGUGAUGAAGAUGACAAAACCUCUCAUGCUAGCUCAAGUGACUGGACCCCUCAUGCACGGAUAGGUACAGGUCCAUAUAGCUUCGUCCAGCAACAUCUUAUGCUGGGUACAGACCCACGGUCUAUCUUGAAGGAUCUAUUGCGAGGGAACAGUCCACCCCCAGAUCUGGAUGACAUGACACUGUGGCAGAUUGUUCUCAACAUUUUGUCAGAGCCACCAAAACGAAAGAAGCGUAAAGAUAUUAACACCUUGGAGGAUGUGGUGAGAAUCUUGAAAGAGAGCAAGAAAAUCAUGGUCCUCACUGGAGCUGGGGUUUCCGUUUCAUGUGGAAUACCAGACUUCAGAUCAAGAGAUGGGAUUUAUGCCAGAUUGGCAGUAGACUUUCCAGACCUUCCAGAUCCUCAUGCCAUGUUUGACAUUGAAUACUUCAGAAAAGACCCCAGACCAUUUUUUAAGUUUGCAAAGGAGAUUUAUCCUGGUCAGUUCCAGCCAUCACUUUGUCACAAAUUUAUAGCCUUGCUGGAUAAACAAGAGAGACUGCUUCGGAAUUACACCCAGAACAUAGAUACCCUGGAGCAGGUUGCUGGCAUUCGUAGGAUUGUUGAGUGCCAUGGUUCAUUUGCCAUGGCUUCUUGUCUGAUGUGCAAAUACAAGGUUGACUGUGAAGCAAUUAGAGAAGAAGUAUUCAAUCAGGUUGUACCCCGCUGUCCAAGGUGCCCACCUGAAGUUCCCCUUGCCAUUAUGAAGCCAGAUAUAGUGUUUUUUGGUGAAAACUUACCUGAGCAAUUUCACAGGAGUAUGAAGUAUGACAAAGAUGAAGUUGACCUCCUAAUUGUAAUUGGAUCUUCAUUAAAAGUCCGGCCAGUGGCCCUCAUACCAAGUUCUAUACCCCAUCAUGUGCCUCAGGUGCUGAUCAAUAGGGAGCCCUUGAAUCAUCUUAACUUUGAUGUGGAGCUAUUGGGUGAUUGUGAUGUUGUCAUUAAUGAGCUGUUUCAUCGUUUGGGCGGAGAGUUUGAAGACCUUUGUGGCAAUCCAGUGAAACUUACAGAAAUCACAGAAAAACCCCCACGAUUGCAAAAAGAAUUAAAAUAUCAGCCAUGUGAUCUCCCUCCUACUCCUCCGGUUUUAACAGAAGAUUCUAGUUCAUGUGAGCAAGAAGUGGAGAACUGCAGGUUGGCAACAAGUAAAGAUUCUGCAGCUACAAGUUGUGAACCUGUUGUGGAAUCCACCACAAGUUGUAUGAAGGAAAAUCCAGAGGAACCUGAGCCAGAAACAAUUCACGGGAAGGAGAGGUCAACUCCUGUGGCAGAAAGCUCUGGGGAUUGUGACAGUGAUGUGCAUAUUACCCAUGCUAUUGAAGAAAGUUGCCCAGACAGGGAGCAUCAUGUUCCAAGUGACACAAAGCACACUAAAGAAACUCUCAAAAAAGGCUGGAGCAGUAAAUUUCCAAAAGAACAAAUCAGUAAGCGAUUGUCUGAUUCCCAAUACCUGUUCUUGGCACCCAAUCGCUACAUUUUCCACGGUGCUGAAGUCUACUCAGACUCUGAGGGAGAUGAAGGUUCAUCUUCUGGCAACAGUGUUAGCGACAAUGAGUCCUGUAGCAGCAGAAGUGUUGGUGACGGGGAAGAGGAGAGUGAUAUUGAAGAAUUUUAUAAUGGAAUAGAAGAGGAAGCCUAUGAUGCCGAUGGGGUGUACUUUGGGGGUGAGAGUGAGCACUUCGGAAGUGAAGCGCUGACUGAAAACUCCAUGCAGGGUGAAUGUGAAGAUGAUAAUUUGUUGGAAUAAGAGGCACAUUUGCAUGAUAUUAAUAUAUGAAGUUAUCCACCAGCAUUAGCCUACCUUUAGGACACGUUUUAUAGUCAGUGAGCUGUCCUGGACGUACAGUGGCUGUAACGAUCAUGCAAAACCUCAGUCUGAAACUUCUAGUUCAGUCUGUAUUGUACAGCAAGAACACUAGGCCUCCUCUAAGUACUUUUCUUCAAUCUGGUACUUUUACCAAAUAAAAAUUCUGCAUAUUGAGACAACCAUUUAACACACUGAGUUCAUUGACAUUACGUUUACUAUAAGCUUUUGUUUUUAUGAGUGGGCCAGAGGGUCCCUUCUCUGUCAAAAUAGUUGAUUUGUUUUACUAUUUUUAGAUUCUAUUUACGUUGAGUUGUACAGCUAUUUAAUACAGUUCCUCAGAAGCUAAAAUGAAUGUCCUGUACAUAUUUUUGUGAAUGCUGUUCAAAAGCCAUUUAAUUGCUGAAAAGGGUAAAAAAAAGGGAACAGGUAAAAAGACCAAAGAACAAUGGGAGAUCUCGAUGACUAGAGCUGCAACAGAAGUUUAAGAAGUCUGUAGCAGAUUUUAUUUUAGAGCAUGGGUGAUUUGUUUAAGCAUAUUACAUAUUUUCCUUCCGGUUUGUAUUUUCUCUCAUAAAACACUGGCUGUAAUGUUUUCUAUGAGAUGAGCUGGCAGCUAAUUUGUACACCGAGGUUACUAUUUUUCAUUGAGCUUAAGCUGUAUAUUAGAAACCAUUGAGGCUACUCUAUUUAAGUGAAAAGAACAUUUUUACAAAAUGUAGCACUUGUAGUUAUUUGCUGCCUUAUAUAGAGAUUGGUAGGGUUUCCUCCUGGAGCCUGGUUCUGCUGAGGCCUGGGUCCAGUUUAGGUACAUAGCAGGUUUGUUGUUCCUUGCAUUUUCUUAUAGAAAUAUAUAUAAAGUGUGUAAUUUAAAAGUAUAAGAAUGUUUUGACACCAUUGUAGAAUUAAAGCUGGAAUGCUGAAGAAUAUUGAGUUUUAAAAUAGCAACAGAAUAUGCUGGAAACUGAACAGCUCAUGCAGCACCUGUCAAAAAAAAGUAGUGUCAACGUUUCAGGUCGAAGAGUCCUUGCCAGAACUGGGAAAGAAAGAAAACAAGUUGGUUUAAGUUGCAUGUGUCGUGGUAGGAGGAUGGACAGAUUAAAUGAAAUGACUCUGGUUGGCUGAGGCUAGGGUUGCCAUGAUGAUAAAUUGAUUAAUGAGGAUGAUUAGAGAGAUGAUACAAAGAAAAGAACAUGUAAAAGCUGUGACAUGCAAGUCAGAACAGUCGGAAUUGUCCAGCAGAUCAGCUCAUAUCAGUGGAGAGAGGAAAAACUGUCCUUGUGUCACAGAAUUAACUGGUUCUGAUACAAGCAGAGACAACCAGUGAACUGAAAUUAAUUCCAUCCUAUUGAAUUCAGCAAUUUGGGUCACUUCCUUAUUCUGUUUGUAUCAGAACUGGCUAGUUUUCCGGCAGAUUAUCCAUCUGUAAUAAGAGCUGUUCUGUCUCCAAUGAAACAUCUGAGCAUUUUCUAGAGCUCUUUGACUUUCAUUUAACAGCUUUUGUAUAUUCCUUUGUUUUUGCUCUCUCACCACCGUCAUUAAUUAAAUGGCUUCUUCAACAGCUUUUCACCAAGGCAGCUCUGGCCUCGCCCUCUGAGAUGUUCACUUUGUCCUUUUCAUCCCUAGACCCCGUCUGGAAAUUAAAACUAAUGUUUCCUUUCAUUCCAAGUUUUAAUGAAGGGUCUUUGACCUGAAACAUUAACUCUGUUUCUCUUUCCACAGAUGCUGGCUGAGCUGCUGAAUGUUUCAUCAUUUUCUGUUUCUAUUUCAGACUUCCAGCAUCUACAUUUUGUUUCUUAUUCAACAUUGAGCUCUAGUUCCUUUUGAUGUGUCUGCAUUCUAAUUCCCCAUUACAUUGGAAGUCGAAAUUAUUUCUUUCAAAUGUUUAAUGUAUUGUUGCUUACCCAGAAUAAGCAUAACAAUUUAAUAAUUUGGACUGCCAAAUCCAAGUCACAUAAUUUCAUACAACAAUUUUUUUUAAACCUUUGUAAAGUUUUGGUUGAGCAUAACUGAGACUGUGCAGAACAAGUAGGGUAACUAUAAAUUUACUGGCAUAUUGAAGAAAACAUUUACCUAGAUAUGAAAAUGGGUGGUACAUAUUUUGAUAUAAGAAUUACUAAACUAAAUAAUCUAGCUAAAAAAUGUUAGAAAUUUGUAAAGGGUUUUGUUGUUUUAUAGUUUUGCUAUUCAGUGAAACAACUAAAAAUUUUUACUUAUUUUUGCAGUCUACCGGAAAUAAAUGUGCUCAUUCAAAGCACUUUUUUGAAUUUGGUUUGGAAAUAGAAUUUCCCUUUCCCAUCUAUUUUGCAACAUGUGCAACUUUUCUCAAAACUUGUUCAUGUUAAUGUACGAGUCAUUCUUUUAUUGUUGUAAGAACAUGCUCCAAUUUCCACACAUUACUCCAUCUUUCAAAUGUUUAAUGAUCUGUCCUAUAUUUGGAAUUUCAGAACAUAUUUUGUUCUGUUCCUGUGGAAAUAAUAGACAACCUCAGAUCAGUUCCCUGUGGAAUAGUGUUGUCCAGCACUUUUACAUGAACCAUUUUUGCAUCUAUAUUGAAAUUGGGAAUCAUACAAAACAUCAGAGAAAAACUGCAUAUACCCAGAUUAAAAAAAGUCUCAAAUUUUGAGCCCUACAUUUGCUGCCUUGAUGUUAAUGUGACUUGACCUUUAAAUACAAAGGUGUUCUUAUAUUAGUGUGUUCAUCUUCCCAAAUAUUAGCUUUCUAAAAUCUUGUAUGAUGUGGUCAACUAAAUACAAUGUAUUGCAUAUAGAUUAACUCUGCUCUGUAGGUAUUAUUUUGUAGCAUGGUGUUCAAAUUAUUUCUGUCCAUUGUACAUAUUCAAUCAUUAAUGUAAUCAAACUAUGUUUUAUAAGGAACAGUUAUUAAAAGGUGACUUGUUUUCUGAUACAAAUUUCAUACCUGCAGUUUUGGGUGAGACUUUUUAAUUUAUACAUUUAACAUCUUACAAUUUGAAUUGCAAACUUUUACGGGAAUGAUGCUUUUUGGAAUUACUGUUGGAACACCGUGAUUCAAGGAAAUGUUCUGUUAAUUUAAACUGAGUUGCCUGAAAUUGUGAAAUCUUGUUCCUGUUCCAUGUACCACAGGCUCUGUUCUCUGCUUUUAAAGUGAAGAUGUGUUUGAAUGGAUAAUAUAUUGCAAUAAAUCUCCUUGGUUAAAUUAUUUGAGUUUGAAUUUAUUGACAUGUUUUUGAAAAGU